Messenger RNA from Suillus discolor, 636 nucleotides. RefSeq lists its product as uncharacterized. The coding region runs from base 1 to 636 and encodes 211 amino acids. NCBI's taxonomy places the organism in Eukaryota, Fungi, Basidiomycota, Agaricomycetes, Boletales, Suillaceae. The transcript is spliced from 3 exons. The record is from RefSeq and is a predicted model, not a curated record.
AUGGUGCGGACAGCCCGCUUGAUAAGAGAUGAUUGGCUAGACAUAGUGAUGGUUACUGGUACGAAAGGUCAGCUUGGCGAUGAUAUGAGUAAGGGUCUGAAAAGUGAUUGGUCGCUCGUUAAGGGCCGUAUCCAUAAUGUAGUGUCGCCCUCAUUCGCUUCCCCAACGUCCAAUAUCACGAGGUACAUUGACCAGCCGUCAGCAAACUCCUCACCAACACUUGACGAACUUCCGGAUGGAACUGAGUUCCCGUCAGAUACUGUAGGCUCGCAUGAUGUUGCUACCUUACCUUCCCCAUAUCUACCUCCUCAAGGUCACUCCGAUCAUGAAAUCCUUACUCCAGUCGAGCUUUCCAGUGGAAUUCAAGUACCUCCAGAAACCAUCAACUCGCGUGAUGCAGCUGCAUCACCUUCCCCAUCUCUUCCUCCUCAAAGCUCCUUUCAUCCUCAAAUAGUGACUGCUUCAGCUUCCACUCCGGUCCUGGCCUCGCCUCUGAAGUCAUUUUGGAAGCGCUUUCCUAUGUUCAAUGGGUCUGCAGCAUCUGUAGACUCCAGGUGGUGGAAAUUCCCUCGCAUUGGUAGCAUCACAUACGCAAGUCCUUUUCUCUAUGAAUAUUGUCCUGAAUUUGAUCCCUAG